Molecule: messenger RNA, 1532 nt
Organism: Sorghum bicolor (sorghum)
Lineage: Eukaryota; Viridiplantae; Streptophyta; Magnoliopsida; Poales; Poaceae
Product: 2-alkenal reductase (NADP(+)-dependent)
Exons: 1
Coding region: 250-1332 (360 amino acids)
Molecular function (GO): oxidoreductase activity, acting on the CH-CH group of donors, NAD or NADP as acceptor
Source: RefSeq, a predicted model, not a curated record
CCCGCGCGGCGGCGUCCGCAGGCUGCAGGCCGCCGUCGGCAGCCCUUCAAUAAAUUCACGAUCACCGAUCACAUUCGCAAAUCGCAAUCACCGUCACGCCUACGCGGCAUCAAUCUACUGCCACUAGCACUAUACUACUAUACUCUCAACUCAAGUCUCCUCCUCCCCAUCGGAGCAGAGAGCAUAGCAGAGACGCACGCAGAAGGAGAAGGGGGGAUCGAGAUCGAUUUCGAGCACAAGCAGGCCCCGAUGGCGACGACGACGGCGACGGCGACGAACCGGCGGGUGAUCCUCAAGGAGUACGUGGAGGGGUACCCUCGGGAGGAGCACAUGGAGCUGCUCCCCGGCUCCUCGGUGCCGCUCCGCCUGACGGGGACCGAGCCGGCGGGCUCCGUCCUCGUCCGGAACCUCUACCUCUCCUGCGACCCCUACAUGCGGCCCAAGAUGUCGCGCCCGCUGCGUGAGUCCUACACGGCGGCGUUCGUCCCGGGCGACGCCAUCACGGGCUACGGCGUGUCGCGCGUGCUCGACUCCUCCGACCCGCGCUUCGCGCCGGGGGACCUCGUCUGGGGCAUCACCGGCUGGGAGGACUACAGCGUCGUGACCCCGCCCGUCUCCAAGUUCCUCGCCAAGAUCUCCCACCACGGCGAGGGCGUGCCGCUGUCCUACUACACCGGCAUCCUCGGCAUGCCGGGGCUCACCGCCUACGUGGGCUUCCACGAGAUCUGCGCGCCGAAGAAAGGCGAGACCGUGUUCGUGUCCGCGGCCUCGGGCGCCGUCGGCCAGCUGGUGGGACAGUUCGCGAGGCUCGCCGGGUGCCACGUCGUCGGCAGCGCCGGGUCCAAGGAGAAGGUGGAGCUGCUCAAGACCAAGUUCGGCUUCCACGACGCCUUCAACUACAAGGAGGAGCCCGACCUCGGCGCCGCGCUGAAGCGCUGCUUCCCGGACGGGAUCGACAUCUACUUCGAGAACGUCGGGGGCGCCAUGCUCGACGCCGUCCUGCUCAACAUGCGCGUGCACGGCCGGAUCGCCGUCUGCGGCUUCAUCUCGCAGUACAACCUGGCGGACGGGGAGAAGGACGCCGUGCGCAACCUGGCCGCCGUCAUUGCCAAGCGACUCCGCCUGCAGGGGUUCAUCGAGCCCGACCACAAGCACCUGUACCCGCAGUACGAGGCGUGGGUGCUGCCUUACAUCAGGGACGGCACGCUCGCCUACGUCGAGGACGUCGCCGAGGGGCUCGAGAACGCGCCCAAGGCACUCAUCGGACUCUUCCACGGACGCAACGUCGGGAAGCAGCUCGUCCGCGUCGCCGACGACGAGUCGGCGGCGUGAAACCGGCGGCUCGAUUCAAUUGGACCAAUCGAUCGAUGUGUCACUACUGCGUGUUCAAAUUUUCCCCUUUCUUCCAUGAAUAAGUAAUUGUGGCAAUCGAUGCUUUUGUUUGAAAAAAAAACGUGGCUCAUUUGGGCCGUGUUUAGUUUCUCAAGUGAAAAAUUUCACGAUAAUAUAGUACUUUUGUUUGUUUAUGAUAA